Messenger RNA from Rhodofomes roseus, 408 nucleotides. RefSeq lists its product as uncharacterized. The record is from RefSeq and is a predicted model, not a curated record. The transcript is spliced from 4 exons. Lineage: Eukaryota; Fungi; Basidiomycota; Agaricomycetes; Polyporales; Fomitopsidaceae. Bases 52 to 264 code for a protein of 70 amino acids.
CAACUCUAUUCUAUCCGCGGGACCUGAGACGGACAUCAUACGGGCCUGAAAAUGGCAUAUCAGUAUGUUCUUCUUGUCUGGCUGGCUGAUGAUGUCGUCAGCACUGUUGGGCAUAACAUAUGCAAAUGGACGCAGAAAACGGGCGUAUAUGCACCAGAGAAGGUCAGGAGCAACCCCAGGGAGUCCUCACUUGCUCAAGGGACCCCAUGGAAGGGAUGUGGUUUAUGCAAAGCACUGCGGAAGGCUCUAGAAGACCCAGCCUGAGCAUGGUUGCAAACCGAGGAUGUGCUGCGUAAUCGAUAUUGUCAUAGUCGUGGCGGCAACAUCAUUGGGUAUCACCCGGCCAAUUUGCAGUAAACGUGACUCGACCUUCAGUAUGACUACAAUGGCUAUGAAACCCAUGUAUUC